Nyctereutes procyonoides (raccoon dog) is the source of this 779-nucleotide messenger RNA. It is a transcript of the gene MIEN1, whose product is annotated as migration and invasion enhancer 1. Lineage: Eukaryota; Metazoa; Chordata; Mammalia; Carnivora; Canidae. The transcript has 4 exons. The record is from RefSeq and is a predicted model, not a curated record. Gene Ontology annotation, biological process: positive regulation of filopodium assembly; negative regulation of apoptotic process. The coding region runs from base 61 to 408 and encodes 115 amino acids.
UCACGUGCUCGCGGCGUCGCGUCACACCCGGAAGCAGCGGCUGAAGCGGAGUCCGGAGCAAUGAGCGGGGAGCCGGGGCCGACGUCUGAAGCGCCCCCUCCCGGGGAGAUUGAGCCGGGUAGUGGGGUGCGCAUCGUGGUGGAGUACUGUGAACCCUGCGGAUUUGAGGCGACCUACCUGGAGCUGGCGAGUGCCGUGAAGGAGCAGUAUCCUGGCAUUGAGAUCGAGUCGCGCCUGGGGGGCACAGGGGCCUUUGAGAUUGAAAUCAAUGGACAGCUGGUGUUCUCCAAGCUGGAGAACGGGGGCUUUCCUUAUGAGAAAGAUCUCAUUGAGGCCAUCCGAAGAGCCAGUAACGGAGAACCCCUAGAGAAGAUCACAAACAGCCGUCCUCCCUGCGUCAUCCUGUAAUGACAUGGGAUUCUGGGUUCCUGCUCUGUUCUGGGGCCCAAGCCUCGGUCUCCCCUUUGGUCCUGCUGAGGGCCCCCCACUGCCUUUUUCCCCUCACUUGGGUCCCAGUAAGCUAAGAGACUCUGGCCUCCACUUUGUCCCUUUGGGUACCAGGAUGGAAUAGAAGCUGCUGUGGUCUUGGGGGUGGGAGAGAGAGACCUCCAUGGACAUUUCCACAGCCGCCUUAUACCCCCUUCCCUGGAUCAGUGCCCAAGAAAGUCUGCUCCCUGCUCCAGCUUAGCUGUACUGAUCAGAUGCCACCAGGGUUCUAACCUCCUUUCCACUAGCCCUGGACAAUGUCAGCAAUUGGCAAUAAAGUGGCACUACAAACA